Monopterus albus (swamp eel) is the source of this 6132-nucleotide messenger RNA. It is a transcript of the gene drosha, whose product is annotated as drosha ribonuclease III. Gene Ontology annotation, cellular component: microprocessor complex; nucleus. Gene Ontology annotation, molecular function: ribonuclease III activity; RNA binding. Gene Ontology annotation, biological process: rRNA processing; primary miRNA processing; pre-miRNA processing. Bases 185 to 4213 code for a protein of 1342 amino acids. The record is from RefSeq and is a predicted model, not a curated record. The transcript is spliced from 32 exons. Lineage: Eukaryota; Metazoa; Chordata; Actinopteri; Synbranchiformes; Synbranchidae.
UUAUAGAAUUUACAGUUUACGGGCCAUAAUAAUACUCAAAUCAGGGGAGAAACCCAUCAAGUCAGUAGCGCUCUUGCAUUGGCCAAAGACCAAAUCGCUGAACGUGAUUGGCCCCUUUGUGUGCGUCGUCGUAACCGUUCCGACCAGAAACAAGGCCACUCGGAAAACCCGAUACCGCAAAGUCAUGUCCUUCCAUCAGGAUUCGGGGGGUCCCAGGGGAGCAAUCCUCACAGGCCAGCACAGCUCCCCUCAGAGCUACCGCCCCACCAACCUGAGGCCGCCUGCUCCCCAGGCACCCAUUCCCCCAUACCACUAUGAUCCACAGACCCCUCCCAGUUCAAACUACCAUGGAAAUAGCAGCUACAUGCCUCCACACUCUGACUUCAUGCAGUACCCUCCUCCUGCACCUUCCCAGAUCCCCGGUUCUAUUAAUCAGUGCCCAGUGCGGCCACCUUUUCCCAAGUCCCCAGUUCGGCAGGGCUUCCCUGAAGCCCUGCCAAGCUUUCCACCUCCUCCCUUGCCCAGCUCCACAGGUGGUCCAAUGCAGGGCUCUCCAAUGUCUGCUCAGAAUCCCUACCAUGCUUAUAUGAUGCCACCUGUGCCCCCACCUCCAUUACCACAUCCACCAAUGCCUCCUCCCAUGGUUUCUCAGCCUAUGAGCUACCACCCUCCUUACUCAAUGAACUACCCCCAUCCUCCUCACCCCCCUUUCCCUCCUCCCACCUUCAGCCCUGGCUACACCCAUAGCCUCAGCUCCUUCAAACCAGACCACAGCUUUAGGCAUGGGCAGUACAAAUAUGAGAAGCCCAUGGACAGCAGGAGGUCUCCCGAAAGAGGGUAUCAUCAUGAUGACCACAGGCAGAAGGGCUAUAGCUAUGGUAACCAUGGGGAUAGGCACAAAAUGGAAUUUCCUGGAGAGAGGAAAGAUCGAGAGAGGAGUCUAGACAGGCGUGGCAGGCCAGAGGGUGCAGGAUGGCACAGGUCUGAAUAUGACAGAGGCCGGGAUCCCCCGAGACACAGGAGCAGGGAUCACAGCAGAGAGAGAUAUCGUCACAGGGAAAGUCAGAGAUCCCAGUCGCCCGACAGGCACAGAAAGAGGCCUCGAAGUCGGUCAACAAGCAGAGACAGGAAACGUGGUCGCUGGGAAGAAGAGAGGGACAGGAGGUCAGAGUGCUCCUCAGGACUGAGCAGAGAGCGCAGCUACUCAUCUGUCAGGAGCAGGGAUUCUGAAGAGGCCUUCGGCGACAGAGAGCGAGAGAAGAUGAAAGAGAAGGGUGAUGAUGAGAAAGAGGAGGAAGAGCUGCUGAAACCUGCCUGGAACCGCUGCACCCAUGCUGAAAACUACUACUCCAAUGACCCCAUGGACCAAGUGGGAGACUCUACAGUAGUGGGGACCAGUAAACUCCGGGACCUGUAUGAACUCUUUGAGGAAGAGCUGGUGAGGAGACAAGAACGAGCCAAGGCUGCUCGACCAAAAUGGGAGCCACCCAAGACCAAACUGGACGAGGAUCCAGACGACAGCAGCAGCGACUCCGAGUGUGAGUCAGAUGGUGAAGGAAGCACCUGCUCCAGCAGCACUGACUCAGAGGUUUUUGAUGUCAUCGCUGAGAUCAAGAGAAAAAAAGCUCACCCUGACCGCCUGCAUGAGGAGCUGUGGUACAACGACCCAGGACAGAUGAAUGAUGGUCCCCUGUGUAAGUGCAGUGCCAAGGCCAGACGUACAGGGAUCCGCCACAGCAUCUACCCAGGGGAGGAGCCUGUGAAACAAUGUCGUCCAAUGAACAACAAUGCUGGAAAACUGUUUCACUACAGGAUCACUGUGUCUCCUCCCACCAACUUCUUGACUGACAGACCGACUGUGAUCGAGUACGACGACCAUGAGUACCUGUUUGAAGGCUUCUCUCUGUUCUCCCACACGCCUCUCACUAAUAUUCCUUUGUGCCGUGUGAUCCGCUUCAACAUAGAUUACACCAUUCACUUCAUAGAGGAGAUGACACCAGAGAACUACUGUGUCCAAGGUCUGGAGCUGUUCGCCUCCUACUUGUUCCAGGACAUUCUUGAGCUGUAUGACUGGAACCUGAAAGGCCCUGAGUGGGACAGUGAGUCCUCUGGUUGCCAGCGGUUCCACUUCAUGCCCCGUUUUGUUCGAUUCUUACCUGAUGGUGGGAAAGAGGUGCUGUCCAUGCAUCAGGUGCUGCUCUACCUCCUGCGCAGCAGCAAGCCCCUGGUUCCCGAGGAGGAGAUCGCAGACAUGCUGCAGUGGGAGGAGCUGGAGUGGCAGAAAUACGCGGAGGAGUGCAAGGGCAUGAUCGUCACCAACCCGGGCAUGAAACCGAGCUCUGUGCGUAUCGACCAACUGGAUAGAGAGCAGUUCAACCCAGACGUCAUCACCUUCCCCAUCAUUGUUCAUUUCGGGAUCCGUCCUGCUCAGCUCAGCUAUGCUGGAGACCCUCAGUACCAGAAACUGUGGAAGAGUUAUGUGAAACUACGCCACCUGCUGGCCAACAGCCCCAAGGUGAAGCAGAUUGACAAGCAGAAGCUGACGCAGAGAGAGGAAGCACUUCAGAAGAUCCGUCAGAAGAACACUAUGCGCCGCGAAGUGACAGUGGAGCUCAGCAGUCAGGGCUUCUGGAAGACUGGCAUCCGCUCCGACGUCUGUCAGCAUGCCAUGAUGCUCCCUGUUCUUACACAUCAUAUCCGGUACCACCAAUGUCUGAUGCACCUGGACAAGCUCAUUGGCUAUGUCUUCAAGGAGCGCUGCCUUCUUCAGCUGGCCAUGACUCACCCUAGUCACCACCUGAACUUUGGGAUGAAUCCCGAUCAUGCCCGCAACUCCCUUUCUAACUGUGGUAUCCGCCAGCCGAAGUACGGAGACAGGAAAGUCCACCACAUGUACAUGAGGAAGAAAGGAAUCAACACAUUGAUUAACAUCAUGUCUCGUCUGGGGCAGGAUGACCCUUCCCCCUCCAGGAUCAACCACAAUGAGAGACUGGAGUUCUUGGGAGAUGCUGUUGUCGAGUUCCUCACCAGUGUCCACCUGUACUACCUUUUUCCUAAUUUAGAGGAGGGUGGCCUGGCUACAUACAGAACAGCCAUUGUACAGAACCAGCACUUAGCCAUGCUCGCCAAGAAACUGGAGCUGGAUCGCUUCAUGCUCUACGCUCAUGGACCAGAUUUGUGCCGGGAGUCAGACCUGCGCCACGCCAUGGCCAACUGCUUUGAGGCUCUUAUUGGUGCUGUGUAUUUAGAAGGAGGUUUGGAGGAGGCUCGGCAGCUCUUUGGUAGACUGCUUUUCAACAGUGAGGACCUACGAGAAGUUUGGCUGAACUACCCACCACACCCCCUGCAGGUCCAGGAGCCGCAGACAGACAGGCAGCUGAUUGAGACGUCUCCAGUCCUCCAGAAACUGACCAACUUUGAGGGGUCUAUCGGAGUUUUGUUCACACAUGUGCGCCUGCUGGCCAGAGCGUUCACCUUGAGGACCGUGGGCUUCAACCACCUCACCCUGGGCCACAACCAGAGGAUGGAGUUUCUGGGAGAUUCUAUCAUGCAGCUGGUGGCCACAGAGUACCUCUUCAUCCACUUCCCUGACCACCAUGAAGGACAUUUGACACUACUGCGCAGUUCGCUGGUAAACAACCGCACACAGGCCAAGGUGGCAGAGGAGCUGGGCAUGCAGGAGUUCGCCAUCACCAAUGACAAGACAAAACGACCCGUUGCGCUACGGACAAAGACUCUGGCUGAUUUAUUGGAGUCUUUCAUCGCAGCGCUCUACAUUGACAAAGAUCUGGAGUAUGUGCACACCUUCAUGAAUGUCUGCUUUUUCCCUCGGCUGAAGGAGUUCAUUCUAAACCAGGACUGGAAUGACCCAAAGUCUCAGCUGCAGCAGUGCUGUUUGACCCUGAGAACAGAGGGCAAGGAGCCUGAUAUCCCACUGUACAAGACCCUGCAGACAGUGGGGCCCUCUCAUGCCCGCACCUACACCGUCGCCGUGUAUUUCAAAGGGGAGAGAAUCGGCUGUGGCAAAGGCCCAAGCAUCCAACAGGCGGAAAUGGGAGCUGCAAUGGAUGCGCUCGAAAAAUAUAACUUCCCACAGAUGGCUCAUCAGAAGCGCUUCAUCGAGCGGAAAUACAGACAGGAGCUGAAGGAGAUGAGACGAGAGAGGGAGCGGCAGGAGAAGGAGAUCGACGAGGCAGAGGAAUUCAGGAAGUGACAGCACUGUUUUUGGGAGGCGUAGUCAGAACCCCACAUCCACAUCAAGGCGGCCUGUCUGCACAGAGCUGUUGAAAUGGAGGCGCCACUCUUUGAUCACACAGCUGUGAUAGUUUAAGAAAGACUGGUCAAUAGUUGGGUUGAUUCUUGACCUACAGAUUUUGGUGAAAUUGUUUUUUGUCCACAAUUUUUAAAGUUAAAAUGGAAAAUAAGGCUAACAGAAUUAGAAAUUAAGCAACGUGCCGUCAUGUGUCAUCUGUUUGUUACAAUAGCACUGUCAAAAGUGGCCUUAUGUUCUCUGAUGCUUAUGUUUAUUGCCUAAUCUUUAAUGAAUCUAAAACCACAGCAGUGUUAUUGACAAAUGCUAGAAAAUCAGUUUUUAAACUUUCAAAGCUAAUUUAGUAAAUAAAAGUUUAGGUCAAUUGAGAAGCUAAAUUUUUGCCUUUAUUGUGAUCCUCACCUGCUCCGUGCUAAACCAGAUAAACGGGUGAGCCAUUUCUAUUCAGUCACUACAGUGUUACCAUCUGUCUCACAUCUGCCACUCAUUCUCAUAUAAUCAAAAUGAUUUUCUCCAGCUUCCUUGUUUUUAACCUUUCCCCAAAUCUGAUUGGCUGUCUAACAGAUCUUAAUUAUAGAUUGGCUAAUUAACAAUUUCCUCAGCUCAGUAGCCUCUGGGUCCAGCUUUUUCACAACAGCCUUCAUAUUAAUAACUAUCUGACAUGUAGAGUUGAGUCUUAGAUUUGUUGUAGAUAAUAUACAUAUACCUGUGAGGAGGUAAAUGUCUAGUCUAUUAGCCUGUGGCUGUCGUCGUAUUUCAGAUAAAAGUGAAAUUUGAUGCCAUAACUAGAGGGAAAAAAGGUCCAAUGAUAAACCUGUCAAAUGUUAUUAUGGAGUAAUUUUCAACAAAGGAAAUAGGCUGUUUUUAAAGAUUUUUAAUUGUCAUAUAAAUAUUCAGUACAAAAGAUCACAUUUUACAAAGCAGAUUGAUGAAUGGCCAGUGACCUAGGGCCCCUUACACUACCACAACCUCUCCAAUUGUUUCUACAUUGACAAAUCAACUGAUCAAUCACAUUGUCACCAACAUAAUAUACUGUAGUAGAGAUGUACCCCAAUGCCGACCAUGUGUACAUAUUAACAAGCACAGAUCUAUUGUAACUAGAGGAGGAGGACAUCGGCGUCACCAUCUAGUUGCCUAACUUAAAAAAAAAAUAAAAAUCCCAAGAUGUGGAGAUGCGGUACGUUACAAUAUGCAACAUUUUUCUGUUAGCUGAGCAUGGUGCCAAAUCUCGGAAGCAAUUAUACUGUUCAUAGGAAAACACAAGCACAGAUUAAUAAUGGCCAUAUGUUGACACCCUGAAUGAAGAUAGAAAAUAAUGAAGACUGAAGGGAAAAAAGCUUUUGGUGAGUGCUGCUGUCAUGCUGAUUUCCAUUUGAGACUCACAUUAUACCUUGAGGCAGAAAACCAGCUUUCUUAGAGUAAAGGUUUUUGUUUUUUUUUUAAUCUAAGUUAAAUGGUUCUCAUAGCCGUAGUCUGAAAUGGCCACUUGUGAAAUGGCAGCUCCAACAAGAAGUUAAUAAACAAGGGUACCAAAAAAAGACAUGUAUACAGUAGUUGAACAUAUAAAAACCUCCCCACCACCAUGCUAUCAAUUGGACAGUGUACUGUCGUUGAUUAAAAAAGUAUUACUAGGGCAGUUAUGCUAUUGUGUUUAGUUAUUAUUGUUUCAAAUGUCUGAUAAAUGUCAGCCUCUUCACAAGUUGGUCUUUCGUGCUUUAGCUGGACUGAUCUUACCAUUCUGCCUUCCUAGUUCAGCCAGCCCUCUUUAUUUCAAAAGCUGUUUAUUUAUAUUGAGAAUGUACUCAUUUAAUUUGACAGCAUUGUUUUGUAAGGAUCAUUUUAAAUUUGUUUUCUAAAUCCCA